AUGAGGUGUGUUUGUAGGAAUUGGUGCAAUAAUUUAUUCAAAAACCCCCAUUUUAUAGAAAUACAUCUUCAACAUACUAUUACAGUGAAUAACUUUAAUCUUCUGGUUAUCAAUCAAAAAACUGACCAUAGUAAACCUACCGAUAUUUACAUUUGUUCCGUCGAUCACAAUGUUUUAUCAUCAAAAAAUUUGGGUAAGGCUGUUGGGAUUGAUUAUCCAUUUAUGUCUAAGAAAUGUGCAAGUCAACUUAUUGGUUCUUGUAAUGGCUUGGUUUGCAUUGAACUUUAUGGGAAAAUUUGCAUUUGGAACCCAUAUACAAAAGAAUACAAACAAGUACCAGCAACCCCAAUUGAGUCUCCUUCAGCUGUGGCAAGUUGUAUACAAAUGUCAUAUGGGUUUGGUUUCGAUUGCAAGAUUGGUGAUUACAAGUUGUUAAGGAUUGUGGGUUUUGCAGAUAAUGAAGUUUCUGAAGCUAGAAUUUAUACGUUAAGAUCGAAUUCAUGGAAAAGCCUUGGAUUUAUUCAGUAUGAUUUUUCUUGGGACAGAAAUCGCGGUCAUCUUGUUAAUGGUGUUCUUUAUUGGAUUGCAGUUGCUCGCCAUUCUGAAUCCAAAGCCUCUUGCGUGACAGUGUCCUUCGACAUCUGUAAUGAGACCUUUCGUGACACAUCAUUACCUGUCAACUGUUGGAUUAACCAUGGCAUGUCAGAAUUAGGUACAUGGGAAGGAAAACUCUGCCUUGUUCUUAAGCAUGAGAAGGAUGAUGCUGCUGUGUGGACGAUGAAGGAUCACAGAUUGAGUAAGCAUAUGAACAUUACAGAAGAGAUAGCAGAUAUGGUACUGGGUAACAGAUUAAACGACCAACGACAGAGAUCAAUAGUAUAA
Molecule: messenger RNA, 882 nt
Organism: Papaver somniferum (opium poppy)
Lineage: Eukaryota; Viridiplantae; Streptophyta; Magnoliopsida; Ranunculales; Papaveraceae
Product: F-box/kelch-repeat protein At3g23880-like
Exons: 1
Coding region: 1-882 (293 amino acids)
Source: RefSeq, a predicted model, not a curated record